Molecule: messenger RNA, 1667 nt
Organism: Arachis duranensis
Lineage: Eukaryota; Viridiplantae; Streptophyta; Magnoliopsida; Fabales; Fabaceae
Product: geraniol 8-hydroxylase
Exons: 2
Coding region: 46-1545 (499 amino acids)
Molecular function (GO): heme binding; oxidoreductase activity, acting on paired donors, with incorporation or reduction of molecular oxygen; monooxygenase activity
Source: RefSeq, a predicted model, not a curated record
AAAUUAUAUUAUUAUUGAAGCCAAUAACCAUAUACCCAAACCACCAUGAACUACCUACUACUUCUUCUACUUGCUUUCUUAGCUUGUGCAAGCAUUCAUGUUCUAAUAAUCUUCAUCUUAGGCACCAAAAAAUCCAAAUCCUCUAAGGAUCCACCAGGGCCUAACCCUUUUCCAAUCAUAGGAAACAUCUUAGAACUUGGUAACCAACCUCACCAAUCACUUGCUAAGCUUUCUCAAAAUUAUGGACCCAUAAUGAGCCUAAAUCUUGGUAGCAUAAAAACUAUAGUUAUAUCAUCACCAAAAUUAGCCAAAGAAAUUCUCCAUAAACAUGACCUAAUCCUCUCUAAUAGAACAAUCCCAGAUACUAUUAGAGCACUUGAUCAUCACAUAUUUUCAAUGGUGUGGAUGCCACCUACAAAUCAAUGGAGAAUUCUUAGGAGAGCUUGUGCUAACAAAGUGUUCUCACCCCAACUUCUUGAUUCUACACAAGUUCUUCGUCAAAAGAAGGUGCAAGAAUUGUUGGAUUUUGUGAGGGAAAAAAGUGAAAAAGGCGAAGCUUUAGAUAUCGGUGAAGCUACUUUUAUAACCGUGCUUAAUUCUAUAUCAAACACUUUUUUUUCUAUGGAUUUGGGUUAUUACAAUAGUUCUAAUAAGCCACAAGAGUUCAAGGACAUAUUUUUUGGUAUUAUGAAAGAAGCUGGAAGGCCUAAUGUUGUGGAUUUUUUCCCAAUGCUUCGCAUGCUUGAUCCACAAGGUGCACGUGCAAGGAUGAACAAUUAUUUUGGAAAGCUGAUUGAUUUUUUUGAUGGUCUUGUUGAAGAAAGGUUAAGAAGGGAAAGGAAAUUAUCUAAUGAUGUGUUAGAUUCUUUGUUGGAAGUCAUGAUGGAAGACAACUCACAAGUUACCCGCCCUCAUUUAUUGCAUUUAUUUUUGGAUUUAUUUGUGGCUGGAACAGACACAACAUCAAGUACAAUAGAAUGGGCAAUGUCAGAAUUGUUAUGCAACCCAGAAAAACUAGAAAAAGUUAGAAAAGAGCUUCAACAAGUGAUUGGCAAAGAUGAACAACAACAAUUUGAAGAAUCACAUAUCACAAAACUUCCUUACCUAAGAGCAGUGGUGAAGGAAACGUUUAGGUUGCACCCACCAAUCCCACUUUUGGUGCCACAUAAAUCAGAAGACAGUGUUGAAAUAUGUGGUUUCAUGGUACCUAAAGAUGCACAAAUUCUUGUUAAUGUUUGGGCUAUGGGAAGAGAUUCAAGUAUUUGGAGAAACCCAAAUGAAUUUUCACCUGAAAGAUUCUUGGAAAAUGAUGUUGAUUUUAAGGGCCAAGAUUUUGAGUUAAUUCCAUUUGGUGCUGGAAGAAGAAUUUGUCCUGGAUUACCAUUGGCUUCUAGAACCAUCCACAUUGUUUUAGCCUCUCUUCUAUAUAACUAUGAUUGGAAGCUUGCUAAUGGAAAAAAUAAAGAAGACAUUGACAUGACUGAGACAUAUGGGAUUACUCUACAUAAGGCUCAACCUCUUCAAGUUAUACCAAUCCAUGCAUAAUAAUUAUACAUGUAUUAAUAUUUAUAAUAUAUGAUGAUGAUGUAUCCUUCACAAAACUUAAUUGAUUUUCGUAAUAAUAAACUGUAUCUCAAAGUGUUGAGAUUUCAAGUUUCUGACAAGAA